UUGGUUGGCAUCGACCCCUGAGCCUACACCGAGCUCUCAGUCGCACCCUGACCAGCCGCCGCGCGCACUUUCAGGCCUGACGCGGAGGGACGGAGUGAGUUUGCGAUGAGGCCAGCGCGCUCUGCGACCCCGGCGCUGCAGAACAACAGACCCAUGAGCCGCUGCUGACAAGACGGGAGAAGGAGAGCAGAAAGCCGGUGGUGGGGAGGGGGAGGAGGAGGAGGCUGCAGCUUCUGCUUCCCGGAGAAAAACCAUGCCGCUGGCAAUCUGGCUGCUGGGACUCAUGUGUCACCUUGCUGGACUCGCCUGGAGCUUGCACAUGCAUCGACUGCACCCAAAGCAAGAAAGUUUUGUCAGGCAGCUGUCCGCGUAUGAAAUAAUAACGCCGGUUCGCGUGAACGAUUUCGGCGAGUCGUUCCCGCAGCAGCGACACUACCGGCGCAGGCGGCGGAGCGCAGAGUCGGACGUGGCGGCGGCGCUGCGCGCGCACUACCGCAUCGAGGCGUUCGGCGAGCGCUUCCACCUCAACCUGAGCGCCGACGCGGCCUUCAUCGCGCCCUCAUACGCAGUGACGCACCUGGGCGCGCCGGACAGCCGAGGACACGACCCCGGGGACAUGCGACACUGUUUCUUCCAAGGACACGUCAAUGGACAACGGCGGCACCGUGCCGUGUUCAGCCUGUGCACCGGCCUCAUCGGUACGUUUACAACCCACAGUGGAGAAUACUUCCUAGAACCUUUAAUGACAAGUGACGAGGAGGAGUACGAGGAAGAACAUAACAAACCUCAUCUGGUGUACAAGCAUGACAGGAAGAAGAAGCACAACAGUGAUACAGCUGAGCCUUGUGCAUCUUCAGAUCACAUGAAAGAUAAUAAUCUUUUCCAAAGCAAUGGAAGCCUUGAAGAAGAGGUGAAGACAAUAUGGGAAACUCUGGACAAACAUCUGCCUGGGAUACAACAGUCAACCUCCAAAAAUCAUCCCAGUGGCAGCAGGAGAAAACGCUUCCUGUCUUAUCCACGCUUCGUGGAACUGAUGGUCACAGCGGAUGCCAAGAUGGUGCGGCACCAUGGACGCAAUCUGGAGCACUACAUUCUAACAAUCAUGUCAGUAGUAGCUGCAGUUUACAAAGAUCCCAGUGUUGGAAACCUCAUCAAUAUCAUGAUUGUCAAACUAAUCAUUAUUCACAAUGAACAGGAAGGGCCAAAUGUCAACCGCUAUGCUGCUGCGACCCUACACAACUUCUGUGUGUGGCAACAAAGUCAAAAUGUCCUGGAUGACAGUCAUCCGUCUCAUCAUGACACUGCUCUGCUCAUCACCAGGGAGGAUAUCUGUCGGGAAAAAGACAAGUGUGACACGUUGGGCCUGGCAGAGCUGGGUACAAUGUGUGACCCAUAUCGGAGCUGCUCCAUCAGUGAAGAGAAUGGUCUGAGCUCCUCCUUCACCAUUGCCCAUGAGCUGGGCCAUGUCUUCAACAUGCCUCAUGACAACCACCCAAAGUGCCGGGAAGCAGGAAUGAAGCAUCAGUAUCAUGUCAUGGCCCCAACUCUGAACUACGACACCAGCCCAUGGUCCUGGUCCAAGUGUAGUCAAAAGUACAUCACAGAAUUUCUAGAUACUGGUUAUGGGGAGUGUUUGUUGGAUGAACCAGUUGGAAGAUCCUAUGACCUCCCUGUCAAGCUCCCGGGUCAGAUCUACAAUGCUAAUCGGCAGUGCGAACUCAUGUUUGGACCAGGUUCUCAAGUCUGCCCGUUCAUGAGACAGUGUAAGAGGCUCUGGUGCACCAGCUCUGAAGGAGACCAUAAAGGCUGCCGCACACAGCACAUGCCCUUGGCUGAUGGAACUGAAUGUGGGCAUGGCAUGCACUGUAGGCACGGUAUGUGUGUGAACAGAGAGAUGGAGACGAGGCCGGUACAUGGUGAAUGGGGACCAUGGGGACCCUACAGUGUGUGUUCCAGAAGCUGUGGUGGUGGUACACGCAGCACGUCGAGAGACUGCAACAGACCUGAGCCGAGGAAUGGCGGGCGCUUUUGCGUGGGACGGCGCAUGAAAUUCCGCUCAUGUAACACAGAGCCAUGUCCAAGGGGCCGGAGAGACUUUCGCGAGGAGCAGUGCUCUCAGUUUGAUGGCAAACAUUUCAACAUCAGUGGCCUACCUUCCAUCGUCCACUGGGUGCCCAAAUACAGUGGCAUUCACAUGAAGGAUCGAUGUAAGCUGUUCUGUCGUGUUGCCGGGACGAUGUCCUACUACCAGCUCCAAGAUCGAGUGGUUGAUGGAACUCCUUGUGGUCCAGACACUUAUGACAUCUGUGUUCAAGGCCUUUGCAGGCAAGCGGGUUGUGAUCAUGUUUUGAACUCCAAGGCCAGGAAUGAUAAGUGUGGAGUGUGUGGAGGUGACAACUCGUCCUGUCGGACUGUCGCUGGAACUUUCAACAAUGCACAGUAUGGUUAUAACAUUGUGGUACGAAUCCCAGCUGGUGCAACCAACAUUGAUAUAAGGCAGGUCAGCUACUCAGGAACUCCAGAAGAUGAUAACUACCUUGCUCUUUCUGACAGCCAGUCAAACUUCCUGCUGAAUGGGAACUUUGUCGUGUCCAUGUUUAAAAGGGAAAUCUCUUUAAAAGGAACACAGAUUGAGUACAGUGGCUCCAACACCACAGAGGAGCGCAUCAACUGCACUGAGCGCAUGGAACAGGAGCUCAUUCUCCAGGUGUUGUGUGUGGGGAACCUCUAUAAUCCUGAUGUACGUUAUUCCUUUAACAUUCCUAUAGAGGAGCACCACGAGCAGUUUGUGUGGGACCCCUCAGGCCCCUGGCAGGAGUGCAGCCAAAUGUGCCAAGGAGAGCAACAGAGAAAACCAGUGUGCAUACGUAAGAGUGAUCGCCUGGUGGUGUCAGAUCAGAGAUGUGAACGUCUUCCUCGGCCAAGAGCAGUUAUGGAGUCCUGCAAUAUAGACUGUGAACUUAGGUGGCAUGUGGCAGGUAAGAGUGAGUGUUCUGCUAAGUGUGGACCUGGGUAUCGUACGCUGGAGGUGCUGUGCAUGCGCUACAGCCGGGUGAAGAGAGGGAGUGAGAGAGUGGAAUCUCGAGCAUGUGCAGAUCUUCAUAAACCUCAGAGCCGUGAGCCCUGCCAUGGAGACUGUCUACUGAAGAGCUGGCAGUAUAGCGCCUGGUCUCAGUGUUCUAAGAGCUGUGGGCGAGGCACCCGCACACGUGACUCCUACUGCAUGAAUCACCUCGGCCGCAGACUGGCAGAACGUGAGUGUAGCGAGUACCAGAGAUCCGUCUCUGAACCCUGUAAUGACACGCCAUGUCCUGACUGGUCCAUCAGCGAGUGGACAGAGUGCACAGUGACGUGUGGGAAGGGAGUGAGGCGCAGACAGGUGUUCUGUGUUUUGGGAGAGGAGAGGCUCAGUGAUGAGGUCUGUGAUCCCAACAGCAAACCACGCACCAUAAGCAGCUGUGUUCAUUCAGAGUGUGCUUCCUGGCAGGUUGGCGCCUGGAGCACGUGUGCUGUGACCUGUGGCCAUGGAUACGAAAUGCGAGCAGUGAGGUGUGUAUCUGGUGCUUAUGGCAAGACCAUGGAUGACAGAGAAUGUAAUGCAGCAUCAAGACCACGAGAUAGCCAGGAAUGUGAUUUGCCAGCAUGUCCUCAAACAUCAUCAGCACUCAGCACACCACGACCUGCUGCGUCUGGUCACCUACACACUCAGUGGCGAUUUGGGUCCUGGACUACAUGCUCUGUCUCCUGUGGGAAGGGUGAGAGAGCAAGGUAUGUCAGCUGCAGAGACUCUCAAGGACAAAUAGCUGAUGAGGCUUACUGUGCCCAUCUUCCUCAACCUCCAGAAACCUCAGCAUGCUUCAGCCCCUGCGGCCAGUGGAGAGAGGGAGAGUGGUCUCCUUGUUCUGUGUCAUGUGGUGUGGGCCGCACCACAAGGCAGGUGGUGUGUAUGAACUACAACCAGCAGGUGGAUGAGGCUUUUUGCAACCAGGAUGAGAAGCCCAGCUCGGAGCAGGAGUGUGCCACAGCCCCGUGCCAGUCAACCUACCAGCUCUGGCCCAAUAACCAGCCCUACUUCCCCCAUGACCCUCGCAGUCAUCCAGGCCACAGUAGCUGGAAUGUUCCCUCGGCAGACCACCAGUGGAGGACAGGGCCCUGGGGAUCAUGCUCCAGUACGUGUGAGGGGGGCUUCCAGAGGAGAGUGGUGGUGUGUCAGGACUCAGAGGGCCGCAGCACUAAUUACUGUGAUGAGCGAGUCAAACCUAGUGAGUCAAAGGGCUGUGACUCAGGACCUUGUCCUCUGUGGAACUAUGGCCUCUGGGGAGAGUGCAGUCUGUCAUGUGGUGGUGGGCAGCGAACACGGCUAGUAGUGUGCCAGCGUCCGAACGGACAGAGACUGAACGAGCACAACUGUGACAUGCUCGACAAACCUCCCGAUGUGGAGCGGUGCAACAUGCAGCCAUGUCCCGGCAGCGCUUCCUGGCACAGGCGACCAUGGAAGCCGUGUUCUGUGACUUGUGGCAAGGGGACCAUACAGAGGGAACUGAUCUGUGUUUACCACAACCAGACUGAAACAGAGGAAGAGAACUGUGCACAUCUUCCCCGACCCAAGACACGCAAGCUUUGCAGAGCAGGACCAUGUCCCAGUUGGAAAACCAACAAGUGGCAAGUGUGCACAGUCACUUGUGGGGUUGGAGUACAGAAACGUGAUGUGUACUGUAGGUUGAAAGGCAAAGGUCAUGUCGAGGAAGACAUGUGUGAUGCUCGUCUCCGUCCCAGCAGUUUGCAGCAGUGUUUAUUCCCUGAGUGCCAUGGCUAUAGCUGGUCAGCCAGUGAGUGGCAGGAGUGUAACGCUACAUGUGGAAAAGGUAUGAGACAUAGGACAGUUCUGUGUGUAGAUGAAGUGAAGAAUCCUGUCUCCGAGAAACUGUGUGACCUCUUUAGCAGACCUGAACUUUAUCAGCCUUGCAUCAGCGCCCCCUGUCAGUAUGUCUGGGUAACUGCAACAUGGACACAGUGUUCUGUGACUUGUGGAGCAGGUUACCAGCAGAGGGUGGUGUCAUGCACUGCAGUACCUUCGGCUCCCAACCUGCAGGUGUUCGGUGCUCAGUCUUAUACCCAGGUUUUACCUUCUAAUUGCCCACAGCCUCCUCCACCAAACAUCCAGCCAUGCCAGCUCCCAGUAUGCCUACUGCCUGUGUAUUGGAAAGUUGGUCCAUGGAGCAAGUGUUCUCAGACAUGUGGUGCUGGAGUGAUGCAGAGGACAGUCAAGUGUCUCACCGAUAAACAUCUCCCCUCUAAUAACUGCUCGUUAUCCAGCCGACCUCAUUCCCAGGCAGCCUGCAGACAGAGCCAUUGUGAACUGGCCUCCAACUGCAAGGAGCUACAGAUGAGAGAAGGCAUUAGAAAAGAUGGCGAACAUCACCUCCGAGUUAAAUCGAGAGUUCUCCAGAUUUACUGUGCAGAAAUGCAUACCAGCUUUCCAAAGGAGUAUGUGACCCUACGCAGUGGCCACACUGAUAAUUACUCAGAGGUGUAUGGAUACAGGCUGAAUAACCCCUUCGAGUGUCCGUAUAAUGGCAGCAGACGUCAGGACUGUGCUUGCAGAAAUGACUAUCCUGCAGUGGGCUACACUCUGUUCCAUAGAGUGAGACUAGACCUCAGCACCAUGCGAAUAAUCACUGCAGAUGUGCAGUUUUCUAAAACCCUUCUUGGCCACCCUGUUCCCUUUGGCAGUGCUGGGGACUGUUACAGUGCUGCUAGAUGCCCUCAGGGUCAGUUCAGCAUUAAUCUCACUGGGACAGGACUGAAAGUGGCUGAAUUGACUAAGUGGGUGCCUCAAGGCAACUAUGUUGCGAUCAAAGUCCAUCGAUCAGAGGAUGGAACAAGAAUCUACGGGCGUUGUGGAGGAUUCUGUGGAAAGUGUCUGCCUCAUCCUCAUACUGGCCUCCUUGUCCAAGUCCAGUGAAAGACACUCAAAUCAAGUCUGCAAGUGCGCAGAUGAGCAUUUCCAUCUGGGUCUUAGCAUUGCUGGAAUGUUUCUUUUGUGAAAAAUAAUCCCAUACACGAGCCUGCAUGAAUGCAUGUGAAGAACUGUUGGUCUGUACAUGUAAACGUAUUUUACAUGCAUAUGACCACUGGGGUUUGCCUUGCAGAACAGAUGUACUGAGGCCUCUUUAAUAGGAAAUGUCCUGCACCAUCUGUGUUGAUCUUUGGCGUCUCUGGUUAAUGAUCAGGACUGUAGUGAGCCACAGCUCAAUUAUCUUUCUGUGAUCACCAGGAGAAAUGUCACGUCCUGUUUCAAGCGCUCAUAAGCACAGUGUGUGUAUGUGUUGUGUCAGAGCCACAGACAAAAUGAGUUUGAUAAUUAUUAAUAAUAUAUACCAUGUGCGAUAUCAUAUAUCAAUAUUGUUAUAUUUUGCUUGCCCAUUUUCUAUCUGAGAGUAUGAUAAAUUAGUAGGCAGUAUUUUCCAGCAUUGUUUAUGGUCCUAAUAUAACUCAUGCCCUAUCUGGAAGUAAAGAUAAUCAAAUAUGCCAUACAAGAGUUUCUUUAAACAUUGAAAAACUGACUGAUGAAGCUAUGAUUAAAAGGCGAUUCAAAAAGCUGUGAUUAUAGGUUAGACAAUUAUUGGAGCAGGAACAUUUAUUAUCAGUACAUGCAUACUGGAAACAGACUCUUUCCUGCAUGGUAAGGGUUUGUUAUAAUAUCAUAACCUCUCUUGUCUUGUUGUAGGACAAACUCAUCUCAUACCACACAAGUAUUUAUUCCUAACCAGGGAAAACAGCAGGAAUGUAGUCAGUCAGUACGCAAAUACACUGAUUAGUGCAUAAGUUCAAAACAAGGGAAAGCUGCCUAAAGCUUUCAUAAAAGGAAUAGUGUUCCUGUCGUUUUAUUGUAACUGAACAAUGUUUUCUUUCACAUUCAUCACUGAAGUAUGUGAUCGAAAAGGUUGACUUUUUACACUGUGCCUGUAUUUGAUAAACUUCGCAAUCAUGUGGACAACGUAUCCUCCAAAAGGGAUUAGUAGAUGAUUGUGAAAAUAUUUGACUCCAAGACAUAGCCAGGAGUUAAAAAAAAAUGAAACUACUGAACGACUGUCCCCUCUAUUAAUGUGUGACCACACUGACUGAGAGGUGGUACAAAGAUUUUUUUUAUAAAACUGUAAUAUUUUUGUUUCAUUAAACAUAUUUAAACCUAAACAGUCGAAUAACCUGACAACAGCAAAUAGCUGGAUCUGAAAACGAACAUUUUCAGCAAAAAGUGUUUGUGAAUUCAGCCUCUCAUUGACCAACAUGAGUGUUCACGUUAUCCAAAUGAUCAUUCAUAGUUAGGAUCCAAAGUAAGUUAUAAUCACACCACACCUUAAGGCCUUGUUUUACAGCCCACCAUAAAACACCGUAAAGAACUGUGAACCGAAUCUGCUGUAGUAGAAGCAGCUGUUAAUCAAAUUUAUCGCUAUUAUAUACAGUAUAUAGCAAGAAAGUAAAUAACCUCUGGGGAAAAAUUGAUUAUAAAUAUUUUUUUUAUUGAAGAAGACACCAUGGCUGUGGUUAUAAUGUGCAGAUAGUUUUUUUUUUCCCUUUUUUUUCCUUUUCUUUUCUUUUAUUAUUUUUCCCUGCCACCCCAGUGUUGUUGCGAUUUGAUAAUGUGAUGGCCAUUGUAAAACUGAAAAAAAAAAUAGGUAUACAAUCAAAUGUUACAUUGGUUAUAUCAUUUUAUUCAUCCAGCAAAGUCAGUAAUUUCGCUAGUUAAGUUUAUUUCAGAUGCAGAUCGGCUGUGAUAACCAGUGAUAGAAUAAUAAUCUGACCCUACCUCCUGCAAAGUUGGUUGUUCAAAAUAUGUAUUUUUUUCUAUAUGUAUUCUGUAUUUUUCCUGCUAUUUAUGUAAUGACAAUAUUUAUAUUGUAAUGAUGUAUGUAGAUAUGUACAUUGUGUUGUUGCUAUGACUACUACCAAUGGCAAACCCUUAGGUUUCACUAUAUGUUACAGAAAUUGCAUUACAUUUUUUUUUAAGUGUUAGUAAUGGAUUAACUUUCUAAAGGAGUAUUAAACUGCUGGUGCUUUUUACUACUGAAAUUACCUCUACAAUUCGGUUCGAAAUAAGAGAUCUAGAGGUUCUUGUUAUUAUCAUCUUUGUAACAGAGACUUGCGCUACAUGUAAUUUCAUGCUCAGGUGCAGUGUUGGCGUGUUAACUGAGUGUGUUGCACCACAUGUAACAGCUGCCACUUUGCCCUUGAUGAUAGUUUGUCAGUGGCAGUAACCAGGAGGGAUUUGGAAACAAACUGAUCUGGCACUAUACUUAGACCAAAGUCUUGUCUUGUAGGUGCAUGCACUCCAAUCAAGGGACCUUCAUGUGUAAUUUCAGUUUAUUUUGGUUUAAAAGAACAGUAGAACCAGUCUUAUAUAAAUCUGUGAGCAGCUAACAAAACAUUGCUUAUUGUUGUUUUGAUAGGCAACUGAACUCUGAUGAGGUCUGUAUCAGAAAUAAAACAAUCGCUAGAUGCACAAUGUGCCAAGAAAUAUGUAGAAACUGAACAUGUCACUUUCAUAUUCAUAUAAUAACAGUUUAAAAUUGUAACUUAAAAAAAAACAUGUAUACUUGAAAUGCAAAUAAUGCAUAUUGAUUUUGUCUCGGUAUCAUGGUGAAAUGAAACAAUGGGCCCCUUGGCCAUGUAUUAUCCAAAGAUGUUUUACAGAGGCCUAUUUUACCUGUGUAUGUUUGGUGUGGAGAGUUUUUAUAAUGAAAUCAUGAAUUUUGGUGCUAUGUUUAGUAGUAAGAAAAGGUAUAUGAUCAAUCCUGUAAGACAUGCCACUGUACUAACUCUAAUUUAAA
Molecule: messenger RNA, 8831 nt
Organism: Neoarius graeffei (lesser salmon catfish)
Lineage: Eukaryota; Metazoa; Chordata; Actinopteri; Siluriformes; Ariidae
Product: A disintegrin and metalloproteinase with thrombospondin motifs 20-like
Exons: 38
Coding region: 254-5965 (1903 amino acids)
Biological process (GO): proteolysis; extracellular matrix organization
Cellular component (GO): extracellular matrix
Molecular function (GO): metalloendopeptidase activity; zinc ion binding
Source: RefSeq, a predicted model, not a curated record